This is a messenger RNA of Seriola aureovittata, 3038 nucleotides long. RefSeq names its product MAGUK p55 scaffold protein 4a (gene mpp4a). The transcript has 20 exons. Gene Ontology annotation, molecular function: protein binding. The record is from RefSeq and is a predicted model, not a curated record. Gene Ontology annotation, cellular component: adherens junction; plasma membrane. Lineage: Eukaryota; Metazoa; Chordata; Actinopteri; Carangiformes; Carangidae. Bases 1 to 1815 code for a protein of 604 amino acids.
AUGGAGCAUGCUGUCAGUGAGGUGCUGUCUAGUGUGGUGGACGACGUCGGUCAGGCCGUGAACAGAAACGUCAGUGGAGCUCAGAUGCUGCACGAACUGCUGAGUGCACCAUGGCUGCACGCCCUCCUGCAGAUGUAUGAGUGCCUGUUGCAGUUUCAGAGGUUGAUGCCCAGCCCGUUCCUGCCUUAUGCCUCAGGACUCUCACAUGAGAUCAUGACGGUCAUACAGAAGGUCCACCGUCCCUCAGCUGAAGCCAGAGAGCUCUACAGCCUUCUCAGCUCGCCUCACAUACAGGCCCUCCUGUCCUCCCACGACAGUGUAGCGCAGGCAGACUACGGACCUCUCUUACCCCCCCUGCCUGACGAGUUACCUGAGGACGAGGAGGCCAUGAGGAUCGUUUGCCUGGUGAAGAACAACCAGCCGCUGGGGGCGACUAUCAGGAGGGACGAGGAGACGGGAGAGAUCUACAUCGCCAGGGUGAUUCAUGGAGGACUGGCCGACCGAAGUGGCCUCCUCCAUCCUGGUGAUAUGUUAGUGGAGGUGAACGGUAACCCUGUGGUGGGUCUGGAGCCAGAACAGGUCAUCCAGAUACUGAUCAACUCUCAGGGAACCAUCCUGUUUAAAGUGAUUCCUAAUGCAGCUCAGAGCAGCAGCAACCAGAGGCCGGUGUACAUGAAGGCGAUGGUGGACUACCGCCCCCUGCAGGACUCCUCCAUCCCCUGUCCAGACGCAGGAAUGCCAUUCAGCAGAGGAGACCUGCUGGAGGUGGUCGACCAGUCGGACGGACAGUGGUGGCAGGCCAGGAAGCUGCCCUGUGCUAUGUCCUGCGCCGGUCUGAUUCCCUCUGCCAGCAUGUUGAAGAGUAAACAGAGGGAGCAGUGGUGGUGUCAGCCGUUACAGGUGCAUACCUGCAUCAGACCAUUGACCCUGGCUGAUGACGAAGCCGAUCUACCACAUCCUGAUGACAAACGCAUCCUAACAGAUCUGGAAGAAAUGCAUUUUGAUGAGUCCGACUCUGAUGUUACUGAUGGGAUCUACCUGGCUGGUUUCCGUCGGAGUUUCCGCCUCUGGAGGAGGACGUCCUUCAGGAAGAGAAGACAGUCCUGCACCUCCUGCUCCCCGAGCAGCAGUGCUCUGUCCACCCCCUACGAGGAGGUGGCUUUGUACCAGCGCCCCCCGCAGGAAAACCACCGCCUCAUCAUCCUUGUCGGGGCUUCAGGAGUUGGAGUUACUGAACUGAGGAAGAGACUCAUCAAACUGAACCCUUCGACCUUCCAGGGACCCGUACCUCACACCACUCGUCCAAUCAGUGCAGGGGAGCAGACAGGAAGAGAGUACCACUUUGUCACCAAAGAGCUGUUUGAGUACAUGGUCUGUAACCACAGGUUUGUGGAGUACGGCGAGUAUAAAGGACACCUGUACGGGACCAGCAUCGACGCCAUUGACGACGUGCUGAGACGAGGACGGAUGUGCAUCAUCGAUGUCGAGCCACACAGUAUCCCACCACUGCGCACCAGAAAACUGAAGCCUUACGUGAUUUUCAUCAAGGCCCCCGGCCCAGAGAGACUGAGACAGAGUCGGAGAGACGCCGGGCUCAUCACACACUACAGCAUCAACAGAGCUUUCACAGAGGACGACUUCAUGAAGCUGGAGGAGGUUUCCUGGCUGAUGGAGGGAAAGUACAGACAGUUUUUCGACUGUGUGCUGGUGAACGACGACCUGCAGGACGCCUGCAUCCAGCUGUGCUCCAUCAUCCAGCAGGCUCAGGAGGAACCGCAGUGGAUCCCUGUCAGCUGGAGCCGAGCAGAGGAGUAGAGAGGGGGAGGAGCACAAAACAGAGAGGGAAGGAUCUGAAAGUAGGUGAGGAGGAGAGAAACGAGGAAGAGAGGUUUGAUAGAGGGAGGAGGAAUUAUGCAGAUGAACAGGGAGGAGGAGAAAAGGAGGAGAUGAGGAGAGAAGGAUAAGGACGGGAAAUAGAAAAUAAGAGCAGCAGUUAGGAUAGAAAGAAAGAUUCAGUCAAAUGUAAAUAAGACGUGGAGACGAAUGAAAGGACAGGAAACGAGAGAGAACGAGGAAGAUCUGAGGAGAACGUCACUAAGCCAGUUUGUGUUUGGGAUUUGCAGUAAAAGUGAAGUAAAGUGUGGAGUUGUAGUAACACAUGCCUGGUUAAGUUAAACCUCAGUAUCAGAAGGAUUCAGUCUCAGCGUUGGCAGGAAAUCAGGCUCAGUCAGGAAAAACGUUAAGGCAUUUGCAGCAGUGAAAGAGAUUUUACAGCGGUACAAUUCUACAGUUUCCAUGGAGACCAGCUUGUGACACCGGUUAACAUCUGAGUUGGCCAGAAGAAAAAAAUGUCAGAAGGCAAGAAAACCAAAUUGGUCAGAAGAGGAAAAUGUGAAACUUGUAGAAGAAAAUAACAAAAGAAAACACGUCCUUGAAAGUAAAUUUAAUCCUCAAACAACAUCUAACCGGGGAAAACGAAGCAGCGUUCAGUUUAACCAGACUAAAACAAGCAGGUGUGACAACACUGUGUUCACCAGAGUGAACCAGAACAGUGAAGCUGUGUCCAGAUCAACGAUGAGCUGAAACUCACUCUGUAGGUUCAUCUCUACCUGAACAUUAAACACUGUUUCUACUCUGUCGUUUCAUCCAGUGCAUUGUUAUUAUAUAAUAUAUGAACUGAAGCUGCUGUAAGUCCAGAAGCGUCGUUACUUUGCACGGCUGAGCUCCGUGACUCCUGCAGAACCUCGUCUCUGACUCUGAACCUUUGAACUGGUUCAACUCAACCAGACGUUUCCAUCACUGCAGCUCCGUUCUGACACAUGUGCUUACUGUACGUGCGCUAAUUAAUUAAAGAUCAAGAUAAAAUCAUGUCUGUGUCUCUCUAAACCCCCCCCCCCACCCCCACCCCCCCUCCGGCCCGCCUCCUCCCUGUCUCUGUGUCUCAGGUUAAUCCUGUGCAGGGCAGAUGUAGCUCAGACGGUUUAACAGGAGGAUUAGUGUCUUCUCUCUGCAUCAUUCAGCUUCACUGUCAUCUAUAC